GCGCGCCCCCGGGGGGAAGAUCGAGGAGCGCCCGAUGCGGGGAGGCAGGAGCCGUUGACCCGGGACGUCGCCGUCCGGGGCAGAAGCGCGGAGCAGCCGACCAGCCCGCCGCCUCCGGUGCAUGGGGCCCGACUGAAGAGCCAGCAUGGGCAACUGCGUGGGGAGACAGCGCCGGGAGAGGCCGGCCGCCCCGGGACACCCCCGCAAGCGAGCAGGGCGCAACGAGCCCCUGAAGAAGGAGCGGCUGAAGUGGAAGAGCGACUACCCCAUGACCGACGGGCAGCUGCGGAGCAAACGGGAUGAGUUCUGGGACACGGCACCCGCCUUCGAGGGCCGCAAGGAGAUCUGGGAUGCCCUCAAGGCCGCCGCCUAUGCAGCCGAGGCCAACGACCAUGAGUUGGCCCAGGCCAUCCUGGACGGAGCCAGCAUCACCCUGCCUCACGGCACCCUCUGUGAAUGCUAUGACGAGCUGGGCAAUCGCUACCAGCUGCCCAUCUACUGCCUGUCGCCACCCGUGAACCUGCUGCUGGAGCACACUGAGGAGGAGAGCCUGGAGCCGCCCGAGCCCACGCCCGGGGUGCGCCGCGAGUUCCCGCUGAAGGUGCGCCUCUCCACGGGCAAGGACGUGAGGCUCAACGCCAGCCUGCCCGACACGGUGGGGCAGCUGAAGAGGCAGCUGCACAGCCUGGAGGGCAUCGAGCCAUCCUGGCAGCGGUGGUUCUUCUCCGGGAAGCUGCUCACAGACCGCACGCGGCUCCAGGAAACCAAGAUCCAGAAAGAUUUUGUCAUCCAGGUCAUCAUCAACCAGCCCCCGCCGCCCCAGGACUGAGGAGCCCGAGGACCCCUGGGAAGAGAGGCCGUGGAGGCCUCUGCGGGGCUAAGAGGCCUCCCGGCGGAGCGCUGGGUCCCCCCCACCCUGCUGCUGCCUCCGAGGGCUGUCACUUUCUUCAGGGGCGCUGCCUGCCAUGUGGCUGCUGGGCAAGCCAUGAAGGGACCCUGCCUCCCGGGGGGCCCGGGAGCCACGAGGGCCCCACACCCAGGAAGCAGUGCUGCCAUAUACAGGCUUUGCCAGCCUUGUUGGAGAAAAGGCAGACGGGGGCACUCCACCCUGCCUCUCUCCCGCAGCAGGUUCAAGCCACGAGGGGCCAGCCCGGAGGCCCCUAGAGCCCAGAUCUGUUGUCUGGUGCUGCCGGCUGUGCUCACUCCGGUUUUCUGCUCAGGGUCUGAAGCAGCUGCUGUCCCCUUCCCCUGCCCCUACUCCCUGACUCUGCCCUGGGCCCAGUGCCAGUCCUCUGGAGGGGAGGGGAUGGCUUGUGAGCCCCAGGGGCAGGGAGCCUGAGGCCGGCCUCUGCCUCUCCCUGCCCCGCAGCACAAUUGGCAGAGGUGGAGGGGGCGGGUGGCCAGAUGGCUGUGCUAUUGUGGCAGGGGUCUACAUGGGGCCAUCUCCUGGCUGUAACCCAAGCGGUGGGGGGUCUGCAGCCCGGCCAUGGCCCACAACAGGUCCCUGUGUACAGACAUAUCUGCAUAUUUAUCAAUAAAGCCUUUUGCUCCUA
Messenger RNA from Enhydra lutris kenyoni (northern sea otter), 1553 nucleotides. RefSeq names its product ubiquitin domain containing 1. Gene Ontology annotation, molecular function: protein binding. The coding region runs from base 146 to 829 and encodes 227 amino acids. The record is from RefSeq and is a predicted model, not a curated record. NCBI's taxonomy places the organism in Eukaryota, Metazoa, Chordata, Mammalia, Carnivora, Mustelidae. The transcript has 3 exons.